CACAAAUAUCUAUGACGUUUUGCGGAGGUCAUAUUCUUUUGUACACUUCCUGUAUGUCAAGAAUUUGGUAUUUUGUCAAAAAUACCUUCUAACAAGGACUUACCGAAAGCGAAUUAUAUUUAUUAGAAAUGCAGAAAGAAAACACCAUUCGUAUUUUACAUAAAGGAUAAUACAAAGCUACCGGUGCAGAUAUGCUUUCAAAGAAGAAAGAUUCCUCAGGGUUGAAUGAUGGUAUAGCUGGGAAGUAUGUUAAAAGAGACACUCCCCCAAUACUAAGAUCCUACCAUCAGCCAGUGAAACCUCCUACAGGCCAAAGAAGAUCUGGAGUUAAAGCUCCUGCCUCAUAUAUACCACAACAGGCAGUCAGUUCAGCUGCCAGCUUCCCCUUCAUUAGUAAACCAACAAGUACAAGACCUCAAAGUCAGAUAGAAACUGUACCUAGGGAGUCUUUAGUGAAAGUCCAGCGGUCUGUGCCAAGUGCUUCAUCUGUGAUAAACCAUGAGAGACAAACUCAGUCACCUGUCUCUCAACAAGUUCUGUCUCAACCUAAUUUGUCAAACCAACAAUUAGUCACCUCUCACCCUGUUUCUAAUCUUAAUACAGAUAUGCUAUCAAUAACUAAAGAAAUGCAUAGACUAAGUGUAGAUUCUGCCUCCCUGGAGCAAGCUAGAGCAAUGAAACAAUUCUCAUCACAGUCUAGCACAUCAUCUGGAAUAUCUAGUGCUGGUUCCGGUAUUACAAAGUCUGGGUCAGCAAGUUCUUUACAGGGAACAAGCAGUAGUAGAAAUACUGGUUCCCAACAUACAGGUGAAACAGCUUAUGAAAGUGCUGGUGCCCCUGGUUCUGCACAGGGUUAUCAGCCAGGGUACCAGCAAACUGAUGUGCACAGUGGAAAUUUCAAUGUUGUUCAAGAAGAACAAGAUGAAGAGAGUCAGUAUGGUGCAAGUUAUGGUAACGAGGGCGGUCAGGUGUAUGAUGAUAACUAUGAGAUACAACAAUACCAUCAAGAUAUCAGAAAUCAUUACGCCCAACAGAAUAUUUCUACUCAACAAACAUUAGGUCAACCACAGAGUUCUGAUGUACAUACUGUUACAACUUCAGCGAGUUCAAAUUUUAUGGGUCAUGAUGAAAUGGCAUUGCCGACAGGUUGGUCAGUGGACUGGACAUUCCGAGGUCGCAAGUAUUACAUUGACCACAAUACACAGACAACACAUUGGAGUCAUCCUCUAGAGAAGGAAAAUCUACCAACAGGCUGGCAUAGGAUAGAAUCAAAGGAGUAUGGUGUUUAUUAUGUGAAUCACUACACAAAGCAAGCACAAUAUGCUCAUCCAUGUUCUACUGUGAUGUCAUAUCAAUAUGGUCACCAUAGCAACCAGUUACCAGUUACAUCACAAGCUCAGCCACGUGGGAACCUGGUACCUGCCAACCCCUAUCUCAAUACAGAGAUUCCAGAAUGGUUAAGAGUUUACUCAAAAGCACCUCCAGAGCAUGACCACAAGUUGAAGUGGGAUUUGUUCCAGUUAAAUCAGAUGGAAACGUUUGAUGCAAUGUUGAAUCGUUUAUGUAAACAAGAACUAGAAAAGAUUGUGAUGAGUUAUGAAAGAUAUCGAACUGCUUUAAAUCGUGAACUUGAACGACGGAGACAAGAAAUGCCAAAAGAUGAUGCUGAUAAUCAGUCCAGAACAAACAAUGAAAAGGACAGACAGACACCUGUCACUAGUGGUGCAGUGCAAGUGUCAAGGUCAAAUUCUUCAGCUAGUGUCAAAAGUCAAGGUCAGGCUUUACGUGAUCAAACUGUGCAAUCUAGUGAGAGUGGUCUGUUCCAACAUGAUCAAGGUACUAUGUAUGAGAAUGAGAAUAUUUUACAGAUGCAGAGACAACUUCAACAACAACAACAAGAGUUAGCCAAGCAACGACUGUUGGCACAAAUGCAAGAACAACAGCAGUUGCAACAGCAGCAACAACAUUUACAACAACAGCAACAACAAAUGCCUAGUCAGGAGCAGCAGCUGCACUAUCAGUAUAUGUUGCUACGGCAACAACAUUUACAACAGUUACAACAACAACAACAGCAGCAGCAACAACAACAACAGAUUUCUCCUCUCCACCAGCAAUAUCAACAACAACAAGCAGCUUAUCAGCACCUGCUGCAACAACAUCACUAUCAACAACUCCAACAGUUAUAUCAACAACAACAACAACAACAGCAGCCUAGUCAGGCCCAGUAUGUUGUUUCUCAUCCAAAUAUUUUGAUGACACAAGGUCAAAUGGUAUCUAAAGCACCGGUUCUCGUCUCACAACAGUCUAACACACAAGUGUCUGGUAACCAGCAGAUGUUUUAUCAAAUGUCAGGCCAACAACAAAUGCAGUCCCAGCAAGUUGGUGCUCAACAACAAUUACAAGGUCAAGGACUUUUGUCUCAACUACAAGGUCAGGGUCAGCAGAUGUUACAGUUGUCAGGACAACAAGUUCAGUUAACUCCUCAACAACAGCAACAACUUACACCAGAACAACAACAACAACUGUUAGCACAAAAUAUAGAAACAAAAGUUUAGCCAGUGUUUACUUUAAGUCAUAAUAUUUAUGAUUUAUGAGGAUAUUUUUCUUCAGAUUGUUCUUAUUAUAUUAUUGUUUGUUUUCAAAAUUAUUUCAAAUGGUGACUAAGUUUUUUUUAGAAAAAAAAAAAGAAUUUAUUUUUGUAAGGAGACACCUAAAAGAAUCUACAAUGUAAACUUGUAAAAAAACAUUUAAAUUGCAUGUAAAUCAUCAUCUAAACUCUAGAAAUAAGUGCAAUUAAAACAACAAAAAAGACAUCCAUAAUCAUGUUCAGAUAUUUAAGUCUUAUGAAAGUCAUAUGUCAUAGUCAUUGUUUAAUUUAUCUGGUAAUUCACAGUGCACUUUACUUUGUAAGGAAUUUAGGAUAUAUUUUUCUAUAACCAUAAUUUUUCAUGUCAUAUUCAGCUAUUCAUGCACAUUAUUCUUAGUAAUAAGGUUCUAAAACGAUGUUUAAACAGCAACAACACAUACAGUUUUUCAAAAUAUUAUUAUUUUGUUAUCAACGCGUUUCGGUGAACAACACCUUCAUCGGGAUAAUAAUGAAUAAUUUUUAAUAAGGUUCUAGUAAAGAAUAGUUUAUAGUAAAACUUUUGAUGUCUAAAGAAAGAACAUUUUUGUCUUGUAGUUUUUGUGAUUAUUUGAUAUACUUUUUUUACUAGAAAGUAGUCUGGGAUUUCUUUUGUGAUUAUGAACUAUAUAUACAGUGCCUAUACCACAUGACAUUUUGUGAUCUGCAUGGGCCAGAAAACUGGUACAAAAAUCAGUCCAGUGACACUCAAAACUUUAUCUUAUAAAUCAUAAUAAAAUUUUAACAAAAGUUAUUGAGGGAAAUAAAUGCUGGACUAACUUUACUAUUGGUUUUCGGCCCCACACAAAUCAUAUAAAGUUAUUUGGUAUAGGUACCAUGUUUAAUAAAGGGAGACUACCUGUGUUGGCAUAUAAGCUUCCAUUGACAUAUCUAUAGGCUAGUACCUUGCUAUAUUGAUUUAUCUCCCUUUAGACAUACCAGUUUUCAUUCUAGGAAUUAUUUGAUAAAAUCAACGUAAUACAUUCAUCUAUAAAACAUGAUUUAAAGUAUGAAAAUUAAAUAAAACAUCAACUGUAUCCAGUCAAUAGUUUAUAAUUUACCUUUAUGAUGAUUUUCUUCAAAACUUCAAGAUGAUGAAUUUACUGAUAAUCCAUUUCAACAUUUCAAAGGUAAUAAAAAAGAGAACAAUUAUGUAAAUAAUUAAAAUGUUUUUUGCCGGCUCGCCACGGCGAGCCGGUAUUACGGUAGGAUUUUACUGAGAAACAACCUAAAACUCCGAAGCUAUCCAAAAAUUUAAUCGAAGCUUGGCUUCCAGCUUUCUACAAAAUUUAUCUAUCAGGGCUAGGACCCAAAAUUAUUUAGCCAAUCAAAUUUAAUCUUACAUAGCGUCAAAAAACCUUCAAUUUUCACGCCAUUUUUAAAAAUCAGCAAGUAUUGUUUUGAGCGCAAAGAUAUAAUGAUGAUUAAAAUGUUUGUCUUUAUGAAUUCUUUUCAAUAAAUCAUAUUUACACUGACUUCUGAUUUAGCGAUUUCACCUGUUUUCUCUGUAGUAAGUUUUCGUUUGGUUAAUUAACAUAAGAGUACAUCUGGUUCUGUGCAUUUUUUAUUUUCCUUUUUUCCGGUCAUUUUAUCCUUUCCGGUAUUUAGUGUAUGUAUUUACUGG
Messenger RNA from Ruditapes philippinarum (Manila clam), 4247 nucleotides. RefSeq lists its product as uncharacterized. Gene Ontology annotation, molecular function: molecular adaptor activity; protein binding. The record is from RefSeq and is a predicted model, not a curated record. The coding region runs from base 192 to 2555 and encodes 787 amino acids. NCBI's taxonomy places the organism in Eukaryota, Metazoa, Mollusca, Bivalvia, Venerida, Veneridae. Gene Ontology annotation, biological process: apoptotic process; hippo signaling; regulation of cell population proliferation. The transcript has 8 exons.